AUGCCAAAUGGUAUUUUCUCAUUUCAUAAAUCGCUUGUAACCCAUAAUAUCGCACAUAAUAUGAAUGGUUACGACGGGCGCCGACGUCUGCUGAGCACCGGUAGUCUGUAUUUCGACAUCGAUAAAGAGGAGAGGGAGGCCUUCAAUGAGAUCAAUCGCGACGAAAGCUUCGGUGAAUUAGAGUGGAAACUGAAACGAUUGCGCGCGGAGUUCAAGAUUAAGGACAACGAUGUCUUGUUCAGGAAAUAUCAGUCCCGUCUUCAGCACAGGUUCUUCACAAUUCUUCUCAUGUUUAAUAUGAUCGUCAAUUUCAUCGACUGUUUUUGGUACUUCUUCUACAAAUUUUUUUAUGAUAAUAUUUUCUGUGGUAUUUUCUCAUUUCAUAAAUCGCUUGUAACCCAUAAUAUCGCACAUAAUAUGAACGGUUACGACGGGCGCCGACGUCUGCUGAGCACCGGUAGUCUGUAUUUCGACAUCGAUAAGGAGGAGAGGGAGGCCUUCAAUGAGAUCAAUCGCGAUGAAAGCUUCGGUGAAUUGGAGUGGAAACUGAAACGAUUGCGCGCGGAGUUCAAGAUUAAGGACAACGAUGUGUUGUUUAGGAAAUAUCAGUCCCGUCUUCAGCACAGGUUCUUCACAAUUCUUCUCAUGUUUAAUAUGAUCGUCAAUUUCAUCGACUGCUUUUGGUACUUCUUCUACAAAACGGACUUUGAGUUCCCAUUCCCGGCAAUGUUGCGGUUGACGGCACUUAUAGUCUACAUAUCGUUCCUAAUCCUCGCCCAUCACAACGAGAAAUGGUUUCGGUCUGAGUUCGCCCGCGCUAUCGCCGGAAUCGCCGUAUUGUUGGCCAUGAUUUAUGCCGAAUACGGAGGUUUCAUAUUCACUCUUACCGGCGACCAGUCCUUCAAAUGGAAACGCCUUCGACCCGUAUAUUACCUCAUUAUAUGCAAUGAACUUCUAUUGCCGUUCCCGUCGCGGGUCUACUCAGUGGUGGCCACUGUUGUGAUCAUAGCGUUGGAGAUAACGAUUGUGAACCGUCGGGCCUUUUUAGACCACCGCCGGUGCGUUGAGUCCAAGUUUAAGCUGACCUUCGAGAAGGACCAACAGGAGAGACUGCUCGGCUCGUGUCUACCCCAACAUCUCAUGAAGAAAGUGAAGAGAGAUAUCAGAGAGCGGUUCGCGCAGCACAUGGAACAGCACGACUCGACACGACAGGCGUCCAUUUCCCGGCCCUUUUCCGAGCUGUAUAUCGAGAAGUAUACGGAUGUCACCAUUUUGUACGCCGAUAUCGUCAACUCAAUGCUUUUGACACAAUCGCUGGAAUCGCCGCAAGAUUUGGUCGAAACACUGAACGAACUUUUCGGUCGAUUUGACACUCGAGCCGAAGCCAACAAUUGCUUACGUAUCAAACUAUUGGGCGAUUGCUAUUACUGUGUGUCCGGUAUUCCCGUACACGACCCCAACCACGCGCUAAACAGUAUUAAUAUGGGUAUAGAUAUGAUUGAUAUAAUAAAGUAA
Medioppia subpectinata is the source of this 1515-nucleotide messenger RNA. Lineage: Eukaryota; Metazoa; Arthropoda; Arachnida; Sarcoptiformes; Oppiidae. The record is from the annotation of a GenBank genome assembly.